CGUAGACGUUUCGUCGCUUGUCCGUCUCACUUGUCGUGUCGUAUCAUUAAUAAAACUAAACUCUACUCCCUUUCCCUAUAGUUGUUAUAUAUACUCUAUACCAGAGAGUGUCCUGCAGUGCGCGCGCGGCAACGAUAAACUGUGUAUCCGUUUAAUUAAAUAAUAAUAAUAAUCUGCUAUCAAUUUAAAUAUAUUUAUAAGUGUAGGAGGGAACCGAUCAGCUUGUGGAUUAAGUAAAUAAAUGAAUAAUAAUAAUAACGGUUAUUAUUAUUAUUGAUAUUUGAGAAUAAAGUCUGGUGUCCUCGUGAAUGGUGGGUGUCUUGAGUCUGUACAAUAGUAGGCUGUCAAUAAAGUAUAAUUUGGGCAGGUUUAUGUUUGUUUAAGUUGAAUAAAGUGCAGUGAAGUGAAAAAGAGUUUUUUUUCAAAUAUUUAAAUAUUGAGAGAGGAGAUAGAGAAGAGUUAUACGUUAAGUAUUAGCACGUAGAGCACACCUGUGUGCUCCUCCGCCUCCCCCAAGUGGGAAUAAUCGUGUGGUGAAAAGUAGGUUACCCCCAGUGCGUGUCCUUGACGAGUGCCCGAUACACACGGUAUUAAAACCGCGCUGCUCUGGUACUCGCAUCGGACGGCCCAGUUUUAACAACCGACGCGCACUUUUACGUAACUACGUGGCUCCACGCCGUUAUAACAUUUUUUAAGUUAACUACAGCUACAGUCACAAGUUUUCACUCAGCUCUUAAAUCUACUCUUCUCUUUUCAAAAUUUAAAUCAACAUCUUGUCUGGUUAUUACACUCGUGCUCCGUUUUAUUGUUGUUUACUUUAAUUUUUAAAUUUACUCGUACACAGAGCGGUGAAAAAGUUUAUCAGUUUUCGCUGGAACUAAAUUUAAAAGUUUCAGCUCUCGUCUACCGGCGGAAUAUUUAACUCAGAUAUUUCGUCCUCUCAAUAACUUGGAACGAGUAAUUUUAUUUAUCAUGUGAUUUUAAGUGACGGUGAAAGGUGCUAGUGUGUAUUAAUUAUUUUAAAAUUCAUCGUAAGGAUAUCAGUGAAAGCGAGGAGGAAUAAAUAUAAAUAUAUGUAUAUAUAUAUAUUUAUAUAUGUGUUGUGAUUAAAACAAUUUUAAUGAGAUUAGUGUCCCGUAGUAACUGAGCUGAACGACUGACAACGAAGUUCCACGACUAAUAUUCCCCGUAUCUUUAUCACUCAUAUGUAUAUUUAUUAGUGUGUGCAAAGUUGAUCCUCAACUUGUGUACUCUUUAUCAUUAGCUACUUGUACAACAGCUUCUGGUGCUCUCUGUUGCCUUGUGUUUCUCUCACAUCCUCAUCUUUCUCAUAUAAAUAUCUAUAUUUAUAUUUAUAUGUAACACGCAUUCUAAAACGUCAUAAGUGUACACGUAGUAUGGAUGUAGCAAUAAUAAUAAUAAAAAUGUAUUUGUAUUUGUAUAUAUAUUUAUGUGACAGUGUUAUUUGUCAGUGAUUCAACGAGCAAGUGAUAAUAAAGUGUACCCGUGCCAAUCUGCCCCUGUGGAUUUAUUAUUGGAUAUAUUAACACAUCACCGACUUGACGAAACGGAAGAGUGCCGUUUACUUGCUCUAACUAUCCUCGAGUAUCAUUUAUGUAAGUUCAAGAGAACUCGGUCAUCUAAAAGAAGAGAUGAGAGACUACUCAACUCCCUGGCGUCUUCUUAGCAUUUGAUUCUUCAAGUUUGACCGACUUUGGUGGGCACGUGGGACAGAAUGCAGAGACGUAGCCGAAGUAGUUCGGAAGUGGAGGUUGCGCAAAUGCGCCCCAUAAGUACGGCUGGCUAAUAGACACUGGCACAGCCCAAGCCCGCCCCCGACACCCCGCAGCCAGACACCAGAUCCGUGAGUCGGCGUGACAUGGAUGUGAGUUUCACGAACGUGUUAGAGGGGGCUCGCCAGUACUUUCAGGGACUGCCCGCGCCAAGUACAACAACAGUACCACCGCCAUCCUCAUCGUCGUCAUCGUUGUCGUCAUCAUCGGGUCAAAAUAACGAGAGUAAUGGCUAUACGAGCCAACAGAAUUCUAAAACGACCUCGAGUGAUUCAAGGUACGACGAGAAUAAAUCAACAAUUGGGACGGAUAAUAGGGACACUGAUUCGUACUGGAGUUCAUCAGCAAAUCCAAAUGAGUUACGGUCAAUUGUCGAGCCGUAUCCACCUCAACCGACGCGUGUUGAGGUACCAGACACGAGGCCCGACGACGGGGGACCCGAGCGCACAGCCAGUCCCAAUACAAGUUUAACGGAAAUGCAACCACCAAGUAGGCCUCAAUCGCAAAAUAUUAUUGCCGCAAGUCCGUCCCCUCAAUUACACCAACUUGAGCCAGCACUUAAACCACCACAUUCACCGCCCGUCUAUCAGCAGCUCAAUACUGUACCGAGAUCCUCCUCGUAUCGGGCCUCUGAGAUGUUUAAUUCACACUCUAAUUAUCAUCACAAUCACAAUCAUCAUCACCAGUCACCUACUACUACUGGUGGUGAACGUCCGCCUUCCGCUCCGAUAGCUGCUGUCGCCGCCGCAGCAGCAGUAGCACAACGGACACAAUAUUAUCCACGCUAUCAUCAUCCGGAUAUUACUAAAAGUGCUCCAGCCCCUUUCUCGCAGAGCAGUAUUUAUCAAUCGCCACAAACGGCUACUUCUACGCCUUCAGUGGCUCCAAUUCAACAGCAACAACAACCACCACAGCAACAACAACAACAACAACAACAACAACAACAACAACAACAACAACAUCAACGACCAUCGCAAAGUAAUGUAGAUACGGAUCAUCAUAGACUUCAAGAUCAACAACAGCAUCAAGCGUCUAAUUAUUCAUCGUAUCAAGAAACAAACAAUCGCGACCAGUCAAACCGUCCAGGACUGCCACAAAAUUCUUACAACCAGCCGUCAUCAUUACAUCAUCCAUUGGAUGGUACGCAUUCCGUUAUAGCGGCCUCUUCAAAUCCUUGCAGUCCACGAAACGGCAGUCAAAGUCACAUUCCUUCCUCACACAAUCAUCCGGGGCACAUACCGUCUCCGCAUUUGCCAGUGGCUUCGGUUCCACCGCCUCCGUCUCUGUCCUCCGCACACGCCGCACCUCAUCAUCAUCAACACCAACACCAACAACACCUGCAAAACCAACAUCCUAGUCGAAUAAGCACGUCAUCCCAUAUCACGUCUAACUCCUAUCCCCGAGUGACAAAUCCCUAUCCGUCUACUCAUCCUCCUUCGCCUCACAAUUCAAUGGUAAAUCAACAACAAAUGCUACCACCCUCCUCAUCAUCCACAUCAUCAUCGUCGUCGUCGUCGUCAUCAACAACAUCGAGUUAUCAUACAGCAACGACGGCUUCACCUCACGAAUCGAAUCAUCAUGCCAGUCCAUCACCACAGCGACAAUCACCGCACGUUACAGUUGUGCACAACCCACACAACGCCAUUUCCCCUCACCAUACAACUCCCUCUCCUCAUCACCACACUCCCUCACCCCAUCAUCAUACUCCCUCUCCUCACCAUCAUAAUACCACACCCUCGCCCCACAAUACCGGCAACUUUCAGCCUCAUUCGCCAACCUAUCCACCCCCGCCGCUACCAACACGCUCACCAGCUCAUCCGUACGGACUUACAGCCGUGUCGCAGCAACAUCAUCGACCGCCUUCAGCCAAUUAUCCUGCCAGCGCUUAUUCGCCGCAUCAGCAGCAACAGCAGCAGCAACAUCAGUCUUCGUAUCAUUCCUAUCAGAAGAAUUCACAUAGCGGCGUUUAUUCUCAAUCAACAUCGCGAUCACAGCACCAACAGCAACAUCACCACCAGCAGCAGCAACAACAACAACAGUAUGCUCAACAAUCGUUGAAUCAACCUCCACCACCUCUUCUACCACCAGCAUCGACGAGCUCUACUGGCAAUCAUGUAAAUGGCGUUUCGCCUUAUCUAACAUCACCCAAUAAAUCAACUGGUAUUUACAAUGGUGGUACUAUUGAUCCAAAACGAAAUAUUACGAUUCCAGCUAAUCAAAUUACAUCUUAUAAUAAUAAUAAUAAUAGUAAUAAUAGUAAUUCAUACCGUAUGCCGGCAGUGGUUCAGCGAAAUACCAACACGCACAAUUUACCCAUUGCUGCGGUAUCGUCUUACCACUCAAAUAGAAACUCGAGAGAAGCUAUUGGUAAAGCUCAAACUAUUUCACGACAACGUGCAUCCAUGAUUGUACCGAGUAGUAGUAGUAGUAUUAAUAAUAAUAAUAAUAAAAAUACCAUUAGUAGCGGCAGUGGAAACAGUUCAGUAUCACAGUCAACGGCACAUUCUCCCAGAGGAGUACCUACGUCAGACUAUCAAUUAAACUCGUCAUCAAGUGUCAUUCAUUCGGCUACUACCACAAGCUCCAAUUAUAAUAAUAAUAAUAAUAGUAAUAUAAAUACGUCAUACAGUGGAUCGAAUUACAGGAAUUACGCGACAACUGUAGCACCGAGUCACCAUGGGAAUUCUAGUACAACAGUUACAUCAAUUGGUGUGCCAGAUCGUUCUUCAGCGCCGUCCGCCGUUACAACAGUACACGCACGCCCGUCUUCCGAUCCACUAUCAAGAACCACUGGUGCUUACCAUCAUCCACCAUCGUCUUCAUCGUCAGCAUCAGCCUCAUCAUCAGUUUCUAAUACGACUGAUAAUUAUCCUUACAAAGAAUAUUCCUAUGGAAAUUCAUUGCCACCUACAAGUAGCCAAUCAGCAGUGAGUGGGAUAAGAUCAACACCACCACCAAGCUCGCUUCAAGUAAACGGAUUACCUCUACGGAAACGAGAAUCACCACUCGACUUAUCUGUCAAGACUAUAAAAACAUCAGCGGACUCGACUGCCCGCGAUGAUUUGGAUAAUGGCUCCGCAGACAAGCAAGUUAGCAGUUCAAGUAGCAGCAGUAAUUCGAGAACCACUGUUGGUAGAAAUAACAUGCUCCCACCACCAGUACAACCAGCCCGAGUAACUCCUUACGUUACGUAUGACUCGAGAAGAAACCCCGUUGCUUCAAGCUUACGGCCGUCGACCCCACAAAUGCCUGUUUGUGCGCCGAAAGUCGACUUUCUUCCCAACUUUAACUCGACGCCGCUGCAACGUCAUCAUCAUCAUCAUCAUCAUCAGCCACUACCGCUACCAUCUCAACAGCUAAGUCAACAACAGUCCAAUCACAUGAUGGAAAGUCCAAUGCGUCGCAGCUCAUCUCAACAGCAUCUAUACGUACCGCAGCCAUCUCAGCAUUCAAAUUCUAUGCCCUUACCUCACAUGUCUACUUUCAAAAAGACUUCACUGCCUACCGGUACUCCAUUGUUUGACAACAAAGGACCCUUAACAUCAUCUUAUUCAGCGAUUAACAGCGACUCAUCAAAUAGUUCACGCUCGUCAUUCAGUAGAUACACCGCAACAGCCGAUCCAGCCAGACCACCGGCAUUGCCGGUUCAUGAUUACUCACCGUCCGAUAAUAAGUAUUAUAUGGAUAGUAGAAGUAAACAGCAACAACAUCCUCACCAACCUUCUUAUCAUCAUCCACAUCCACAUCCACACUCACAUCCUCAUUCUCAUCCCCACGGGCCUCCUCCUCAUCAUCAUUAUCCGUCGAGUGUACCGUCGGCGACACGUGAUCGAGUUGCUGCAAAACGUCCCGGCGAAUCGAUGUCGAUGGGUGGCAGUGAAACUGGCGCAACCGAGGCCAAACAGCCGCGUCCGGAAAAUUGGAAAAUGAUUAUUGACAAAGAGUUGCAACAAAAGUUGGAGAAAGCACGUAUACUGCACGAGCAGCAGAAAAGACUUGAUGCGACCUUGCCGCGAGCGAUGCCAAAUGGAACACUGGUGGCGCCGUCUUCUUUUAACCAAAGGGACAAUCCUGUUUGUCCGGCACCACCAAAGAAACACACGGGUUUCUGUGAUAAACGGACUUACACUGAGUCCACUAAACUCCCAAGAGAUUCAAAUCCUAUACCCUACAGCAGUAAUAGUAACAACAAUAACAACAGUACAAUGUCUCCUCAUCCGGGUGAAAAGUCGUCUCAUAUGAGCGCGGCUCAGUCCUCGGGGCAACCGACAGCUAGUCAAACGGCUUAUCCUUCUACUGGUUAUCCGCGCCAGGGUCUGAAAUCACCUUACCUCAAUCUAUCACCACAAUCGCUGGAUCAACCUACUAGUAAUACCGGCGCAGACAAACGGGUACUCAGCUUAUUGAGAAAUAGCCUUGAGAAUAAACAACAGCGAGAGGAACAGCUCAAUAACAGUCAGCAGCCUAUCCUGGUUAAUCAUAGCCAACAAAGUUUUCAAAACAAGGUUGUGGCACCGGUUGAACCCAAAACAAACAUAGGCAGACAUAAUCUAUCGCCGUUUACAGCGGCAAGUUUACUCGAGCGUAAUAGCAAUACACCGCCGCAUUAUAAGUUCCAUGUGCCAAGGGCAGUAGACUCAAUCACUCAAGAAACUCCCCGCAGCUUGUACGCUUCGAGAGUUAAUUCAUCGGCUACUUUACCCGCGGGUAAAGAGGCACUUUUGGGUCCCAGAGAACUUGAAAAUCAAAUUCACCGUGAUAAGGACGAUAGCCUUGCAGCUAUACUUGCUGCUAAAAUUCGCACCAAAGCUGAAUUAAAGCAGGUUGGAACUGGUCAGUUUGCAUCAAAACCGGUGUUACUAUCUCAAGAUACAACACCUAAUGAUUACGAACGUGUGGCAUCGACAUCAACGCCUCAAUCGGUUGCAUCGUCAGCAGGUAGUCCGCCAAAAUUAACGUGUGAAAAAACGGCAUGUUUACCAUCACGACGUCGUCUUUUUUCGCGAUCAGACGACGAUAAUAUGCCCGUAGCUGCAACAAUACCCGCAGCACAAGCCGCCGCGACACCAGCACCAAUUAAAGCAACAGCAUCCGCGGCAACGGUCGCAUCACGUGCCAGUGGGUUCCGUAGCUCGAGUGAAACUUCGGUAUUUGAUUUUCGAGAAAGCGAUUCGGAAGGUGAAAUGCCGGUACUUGAGCGUCAAACACUCGAGGAAAUGCGUCGCGAUCGUAAGCAAUUGUCUAAAGUACAGCCUCCGGUUUCACUUGACGAUGCGAUGUGUAUUGGCAUGACCUCAUCUGACGAUCUUGUUAAAAUAGAGUUAAAGGAAAACGAUAAUGUAAGUGAGAUGGAUCCAUUUUGGUCAGCAACCUGUGAUAAAUUUAUUGAACAAUUACGUAGUGGUGGCAGUACUGAUACAACUGUUGUUAAAAAACGCGGUAGAAAAAGAAAAAUUGGCGAUACUUCUACUACAACUAAUAACUCAGCCAGCAAAACUACAAUAAAUAGUAAUAUUAUUACUGGUACUAGUAAAACUAUUGGUGAUCGUAAAGAGGAAAAUAAAGUUCCGACUACUGUUACGUCAACAGUGGCUGUAAUAAAACCUGAGGACAUCAAGAAAGAGAUUAAUGACGAUGAAACGACAGCUACUACUACUAAUACUAAUACUACUACUACUACUACUACUACUACUACUACGACUAUGACUAGUACUAGUAGUAGUACUAUUACUACAUCUACGACGGCGACGACGACGACGGUAUCGACAACGAUGACGACGACGACGACGACGGCUAAGGCUACAAAGAAUAGUACAGUGAAAAACGAAAACAACGAUGUAGAAACGAAAAAUAAAAUUAAUGCUGAGUCAGUAAAGGCAGUUGCUGGUAAAAUCGAUAGUUUGGAUACGGUUACAAAAUCAAGAUCAGAGGUUAAAAUUAAAAAAGAUAAAAAAGAUAAAAAAGAAAGUCCAUCUAAAACAGGAGCAGCAGGAGUAGCAAUAACAAAGGUUGUGAAUGAAAGAGAUUGUAAUAAUACGGAUGAUGAUGAGUCUGUCGAGCUGCCGAUCGUAAAACGUAAGUCACGAAAAAAGGCGUCUAAUAAAAAAGAGGAUAGUGAUUGUGAUGAAGAAAUAGUUACGAAAAAACGUCAAGUAAGGAGGGGUAGUAGGAUUAAAUUAGAAUCAUCGAGCGCGAGUGAGUCGUCGAGUGACGAAGGCGGAGAAGGGGAAGGAGAAGAAGUGGAAGCAGAAGCAGAAGCUGAUGAAGAAGAGGAGGAGGAGGAUGAUGAUGAUGAUGAUGAAGAGGAAGAAGAGGAUGAAGAAGAGGAGGAGGAAGAGAGUGACGCAAGUACGGAGUUUGGCCGUGGAUCUACUGUAGCACAGAGACUACGACCUCGUAAACGUGCUGGUAAAGGUUCUGCCGGUGGUGCUUCUGCUUCAGUUCCUGACGGUAUGAAAUUACGUCCACGUGAGACUAAAAUAAAGGAGGAGAAACCACAGAAAGCAACUAAAAAUAAUGUAUCCCAUAAAUCUAAACCGAAACCAUUGUUUGGUGAUGGAAGCGAUUUUCGUCCUGGAUGGGAGGAAGAAGUGUUUAUUUAUAAAAAAUCACUGCGCAUGCCAGCACGUUUGAUAAGCGUAUCAAAACCCUCACGUUUUCAUCGUUUAUCAACGUCGUUACCUGAUUUAGAUCCCGAUUCACCGGCACUGUCUGCUCUGUCAAUGGACAGCGCAGAUGUUUGCUUACUACGUAAACGUACAACAAUACAAGCAGCGACCGCCGCAGACAGUGAUGUCGAUUCAAAUUAUAGCUUUAGUAUCAGCGGUUUAGGUCUAGGUCUUGGUGGCGGUAGCAAAGUUGUUGAUGAUGAGGAAGCCACAUCAUCAACAACAGUAUCGUGUCCGCCUAAAACAACAACGACAAUGACAACAACCCGGCAAACAAGGUCUGAAUCAAAUUCAAUAAUUGAUUUAUUGGCGCGUAAAGUCGGUGGAAAUGGUAAGAAAGACGGUAGAAAAAAAUGUAAAGAUAAGUUUGAAAAAAGCUUGAGCAGUAGUAAAAUAUUGCCCAAGGGUAGUAAUGAACCAGAAUUGUUGGCAACUCCUAGCUUUACUCCGCUUAUAACUGGUGCAACAGCUAAUGAUAAUAAUUCAACCGGUAAUUCUAAAGUUAAAGGAAAUAAUGGUAAAACACCGACUAAAAAUAAUAGUAGUAAAUUGUUGAAACAAAUUGACGCGACAAAUGAAUCAUCCUCAUCAUCUUCAUACUUGUUGGGUUACUUUCGUAAAGAGACUGUCAAUAAUUUUCGCGACACGUUUAAAAAUAAUUAUGCACUGCCGAAUGAAUUUUCAACUUUUAUUUUAAAGAGUCGCACUCGUACUGAAACUAGAGUUAUGAAAAAACAGGCAACUAUCAGAGAAGUAUUUGGCGAAGAUCGUCCGGCAUCUGCACCGCCUAUGCAAAAUCAUGCUGGCGAUACCUCGCAGGACGACGACUCACAAACAGAUGAAAUUAAAGAAAGUACUCUUGAUAAUUGUAAUAGUAACAGUAGUAGUAAUAAAAGUAAAUUAUUUAAGCAAAAGGUUGUUAAUAGAUUACGUAAUGCUGGAAUAUUGAGGAGUAAUAAAGCUGUUAUUAAUUCAAAACGUCAUUUACUGACGGUACAGAGACGUAAGGUUCUGAUGAACAAAUCAAUCGAUGAUGACGAUGACGAAGAUGAUAACGUUAAUGUAAAUAAGAGUAAGAAUAGUAAAUUAACGAAGAAUAAUAGUAACAGUGGUGGUGCUGAAGGCGGUAUUAAAAUAAAGAAAGAAAUUAAGAAAGAAGAGGAUGAGGAAGUCGAUGUUGCGCCGGCUGAUGAUGACGAGGAAGAUGACGAACAGGAUGAAGAUGAAACGGAGGAUAUUCAAGAGCCUGAUAAUGAUAAUAAUGACAGCACUGAGAUAUUGGGUAAAAAGAAACUUAAAUUACGCACUGGACGACGGAAAUUCCGUUCUGGCUUUGACUACAUUCGUAAAAAGAAAAAACCGAUAAAGAAAGAUGAAACUGCUACCAAAGAACGUAAAAAACCGGCAAUAUCAAGACCGAAUGCUGAGUGUGUCGCGGAUAUUCAAAACGAAAUUAGGACAUGGGUUAUCAAGAAAGGAGUUGGAGAAACUAUUCUACAUCGUGCUGCUCGACUGGGUUAUACUGAUGUUGCCGCUUAUUGUUUAGAAAAAUUGAGUAGUGCACCUAGUCCGAAAGAUAAUGCAGGAUACACGCCACUCCACGAAGCAUGUUCCCGCGGCCACUUGGAAAUUGCAAAAUUAUUAUUAGCAUAUGGAGCUAAUGUCAGUGAGAGUGCUAAUGGCGGAAUAAGGCCUCUUCACGAAGCCGCCGAAAAUGGUGCUACAGAAUUAGUAAGGCUACUAUUAUCGUAUGGUGCUGAUCCAUUAUUGGCAACUUAUGCCGGACAAACACCGUUAAUGUUGGCCGACGCAGACGCUCAUGCUAUUCUCGAACAACAUUUGGACGAUGUUCAAGGCCGUUCAACCGUACCUUGGAGUUUUGGCGGCCCUUCAACCAUAUUCGAUCCCGAAGAGACUGGUUAUAAUCCAUUGGAAGAUCCUCCAAUAGAUUCAGCUGAAUCCGAAAUCGAUGAAAUAGAAAUGGAAGUUAGUGACGUUAAUUUACCAGUUCUGUUUACAAUAGCAAAUGAUCCUGACAAAUGGGUACUACUGCAAGAUCUAAUGGCCGCAUCGAAAUUAAAAAGUCGCGAUGCAUUAUUGCGUCAAAUAAAUCCAAAAGCAACUGGACCACCGGCAAUAGCUCAUCGCAGUGUUAUGAGAGAAUUUAAAUUGACUGAUUUUCUCGAACAAUCACGCUGUUGUCAUUUAUUAAAUUCCGGUGAGCGCAUCAAUGUUCGCGGUUCUAAAGUAACCCUCAUUAAGUACAACGACAAAGUUAAAUCACUGUUGAAUGUCGAACGGGUUGUUAUUAACUUGAGGUGACAAGAGGAUAAUCUGAAGAGUUGUAUUAGUAAUAAUAUUAAAAAUAAUAGUAAUAAUAAUAGUAAUAGCUGUAGUAAUACGUCCGCAACUCUUCAGAUACCGUCAACAUCAAUUACCAAUAAUGAAAACAAUAAUAAAAAAACAAAUGAGAUUAAAUCUCCUUCCAAAGUGAUGACAAAACGUGAACGUUUACGAAAAAAAUAAAAUAUUAAUUGAAGUUUAUGCUUUAGUUCUUUUUUUUUUUUUGCUUUUUUUUUUUACUAAUUAAUUUAUUUAUUUACUCAGUUACACGUGAUAAAUUUAUCUGAAUCUUUAAAAAUAAAAUGAAAAAAAAUUUAUAGUUAUUAAAAAUAAUUUUUUUAUUUCUAUUGAUUUUUUUUUUGUUUAUAUUAAUGACUGAUAGUGCAAAUGGUGCAUAAAAAAAGUAAUAAAGGUGCAAUUUUGAUUCAGACGUUAAUUGAGUAAUUGAUUAAUUAGUAAAUAAAAAAUAAAAUAAAGCAGCGACCUGUGACAUUAUAUUAGAAUAUUUAUUGAAUAAUAAAAAUAUGUAAUUUUAAUUAAUUGAUAAAUAUUAUAAUAGAAAAUAAUAUAAAUAUAAAUUUAUAAAUAUAAUGCCUCGGCAGCUGAAUAAUUAUAAUUUAACGCUUUUUUAUUAGAUAUAUGAACUGCCGCUACGACAAUAUAGAGAAACUUGAGUCGUUAUAAAAAUAUAUAAAAGUUAAGUUAUAAAUAGACAUAACGUGAUUUAUCUUUUAAAUGAAUAUAAAUAUUAAUAAUUAUUAACAAAUAGUGACGUAAAUGGGGCAAUGUUAGUAAAUAAUAAUAAAAAGUUACUUAAUACUUGAAAUCACGUGGAGUAAAAAACUUUUUGUUAACGUCUCACGUAAGCCAAUAAUUAUUUUAUCAAUGAGAUAUACUAUUAUGAUAAAUAAAAUGUUACCAAUAAUUAUUAUUACUAUUAUUUGUAAUUAGUUUUCGUGAAUACGGUUUAUAUUAGUUGUGUAUUGCAAAUGUAUAUAAUUUUUUUUCUUUUUUUUUUUUUGGUGCAACGAGGCAUUUAACAGUUGGCAAGUGCAAUUUGACAAUUAUUAAAAAUGAAAUAAUAAUAAUAUGUAAUUAAUUUAUCACCAACUAUAAGUUUUUUUCUGUUUACAAUACUCUUUUAUAAUUAAAUUUCGUUAGUUUAUUCAUUUUUUAAUUGUUAAUGUAGUUUAAUUACCGUUUAUUUUAACUAAUUAUUGUCAUGUGUUAUUUUUAAUUAUUAAUAAUUAUUGAUUGUUUAUUUAGAUCGUGCAAUAGCGUAUUAAAUUGCUUGUAUUAAAAAAAAAUUGAUUAAGUGUUAAUAAAUUUAUUGAUGCUCGUAUAAUUAAAGUUUUUAAAUAAUUAAUUUGCAUUAUUUGCUGCGUUAUCGUUGAAAUCGACUUUAUCAGAUUUAUUGAUAGUUAAAUUCUUUUUUAAAUCGAUUAAAUUAAAUUUUUAUUACGUACUUAUCGAUUUUUUUUUGCAAUGAAAUUUAUGUUUAAGAAUCCGUUUUUUUUUGUAAAUUAAUAUAAUAGAGAAAAAUGUUAAGUUCUGAGUAAUUGUAUGAGUGAUUUUAAAGCUUAUAAAAGUUGUCGUAAAACCGUAAAAUUUUUCAGACAAAAAUAAAUAAAUUAAAAUUUUCAAUCGUUAUAAUCAGUCUCAGGGAAAUAUUUAUGUAAAAAAAUAAAAUAAAAAAAAAAUGAAUGAAUUAUAAUUGUAAUAAACCGAUAGUUUAUACAUUGAUAAACACUUAAAGAUAAUUAUUAACAACGCAUAUGAACGACGAAAAAAAAUAAUUAAAUGUCAACGUGGGUUUAUUGUGCAUGUAUUUUUUUUGUGAAAUUAAUUUAAUUGUAUAGUUAAUUAUAAUUAUAAUUAUCUUCCGAUAUUAAUAAAAAUAGAAAUAAGUAGAUAACAAUGCAGUACAUUAUGAGAUUGUUAUUAUUUAAUUGUGAAUUUAUUAGCUUUCUGUAAAUAUCAAAAUAUUUUGCGAUUAAUUAAAGAAAUAAAAAUAAUAAACAUAAAUUAAAAAUA
Microplitis demolitor is the source of this 12838-nucleotide messenger RNA. Its product is annotated as serine-rich adhesin for platelets. Gene Ontology annotation, biological process: negative regulation of transcription by RNA polymerase II. Bases 1880 to 10783 code for a protein of 2967 amino acids. NCBI's taxonomy places the organism in Eukaryota, Metazoa, Arthropoda, Insecta, Hymenoptera, Braconidae. The transcript has 11 exons. The record is from RefSeq and is a predicted model, not a curated record. Gene Ontology annotation, molecular function: transcription corepressor activity; protein binding. Gene Ontology annotation, cellular component: nucleus.